Cotesia congregata is the source of this 483-nucleotide messenger RNA. The record is from the annotation of a GenBank genome assembly. Lineage: Eukaryota; Metazoa; Arthropoda; Insecta; Hymenoptera; Braconidae.
AAAAACAAAGUUAUAACAAUGUUGCGAUUUGUUGCCGGACGUAUUGGCUCAGCUGUCCGUGGUGUUGUUGCUGUACCCAGGACUUCCGCAGCUAUUGGCGUUACUUCAACUAGAAAUUCUUCUCAUGGUCCUGAGGAAACUGACGAAGAAUUUGAUACUAGAAUGGAGAAUUACUUCAACCGCAAGGACAUUGAUAGCUGGGAAAUUCGUACUGCAAUGAAUGAUUUAGCUGGUAUGGAUCUUGUCCCUGAACCCAGAAUUGUAAGUGCAGCAUUGAAAGCUUGUCGUCGUUUGAACGAUUACGCAUUGGCUGUCAGAUUUCUUGAAGUUGUCAGAUACAAAGGUGGUGACCAAGCUCAUGUUAUUUGGCCAUACAUCGUUCAGGAAAUCAGACCAACUCUCGAUGAACUGGGAAUCCUCACCCCCGAAGAAAUGGGAUACGAUAAACCAGAAUUAGCUCUUAUUUCUCCAUACGAAGUGUAA